CUUGCUUACUCAUCGAUACAAAGGUUCAUCAUGAGCUCAGACAACAUAGAUGAUGAUCAUUUCGACCGUUCGUUCUGGCAAAAGACGACUUCUACCAAUGGAAGCAGCAAGAUCUUACUCCUCACCAGCGUUUCUUUCUGUAUUAUUACCGUCAUCUUCUUCGGUUACCAUCUAUACGCAAGGUUUGUUCUCCACCGCCGUAGACCCGCCUUCCAAGGCCUCACCUUCUCCGUCACAUCUCAGCCACCGCAACGUGGCCUCGAGAAAGUCAUCAUUGCUUCUCUCCCUACAUUCGUAGUCAACGGCGGUGAUGACGUCUCGACCACGGAAUGUGCGGUGUGUCUAAGCUCGUUUGAGGAGAAAGAUACAGCGAGGAUGUUACCGAACUGCAAGCAUGUUUUCCACGUGACAUGCGUUGACACAUGGCUUACCUCGUGUUCCACGUGUCCCAUUUGUCGGACUGAAGUUGAGCCGAGUCAAGGGCUUUUGCCUGAGCCAAGAGAAGGGCCUAAUGGUGUAGGUGCAUCUUCGUCGGACAACAAAAGUAGCGGGGCAUCGUUUAGGAGGAUGUUAACAAGGGAAAGAUCUUCAAGCAGGGGCGAUCAUUCUCACGUUGACCAAGAACGUGUAUUGGACAUCGAAAGACAAUGGAUAGAUUAGAUACACAUACCACAAUAAUUAAUCUUUGAUUCAUGUAAUAUUGUUCCUUUAUAAUUUUUGUCGUCUUAAUAAAAUAUUUUGUAAUGUGUAAAUCUGUUGUAUAUUUCUGUAGAAAUUUUAUUAACGUG
This is a messenger RNA of Eruca vesicaria subsp. sativa (arugula), 788 nucleotides long. Lineage: Eukaryota; Viridiplantae; Streptophyta; Magnoliopsida; Brassicales; Brassicaceae. The record is from the annotation of a GenBank genome assembly.